This is a messenger RNA of Girardinichthys multiradiatus, 3118 nucleotides long. Its product is annotated as dual specificity protein phosphatase 7-like. Gene Ontology annotation, biological process: protein dephosphorylation; negative regulation of MAPK cascade. The transcript has 3 exons. The record is from RefSeq and is a predicted model, not a curated record. Lineage: Eukaryota; Metazoa; Chordata; Actinopteri; Cyprinodontiformes; Goodeidae. The coding region runs from base 380 to 1480 and encodes 366 amino acids. Gene Ontology annotation, molecular function: MAP kinase tyrosine/serine/threonine phosphatase activity; protein tyrosine/threonine phosphatase activity. Gene Ontology annotation, cellular component: cytosol; cytoplasm.
CAUUCUUCUGUCAUCCGAGAAAAGUAAAGAAAAAAACUCGCAUACAUCGGAAUGAUAAAAACGACAAUGUGCUCGCUGAACCCUGGUACGGUGUGAAGCAGUUGAUUAGGAGUUCGCUGGCAAUUGAACACUGACAUUUAAGAGGAAGUUGAAGUGUUCAGAAACUCCUCGGCUCGCUGGGACAGCUCACACUUACUGACUGAUGGAAAGAGAGAGGAGGAAAAAGGGGAAAUCUUUUCGCUCAAGCAGUAGCGCCAUGGACUGGCGGGGCAACAUUUAACGCUUCUCUUUCCUUGUUGUGUUUUUUUUUUUGUUUGUUUUGUUUUGGGCGCGAUGACGGACUAAAGCAAAGUAUUUGCGUGUAGCAUGAUAGUGCGAUAUGUCUAACGCGAGGCCGAGUAAGAGCGUGGAAUGGCUGCAACUGGAGUUGGAGACCGGAGGUACUUCUCUUCUCCUGCUGGACUGCCGCUCACACGAGCUGUAUGAAUCAUCCCACAUAGAGACCGCCAUAAACCUGGCAAUGACGGGGCUCAUGCUGCGGAGGUUCAAGAAGGGCAACAUCCCGAUCCAGACCGUCAUCCCCAAACACGAGGACAAGGAGAAGUUCCUGAGGCGGUGCAAGACGGACACGGUGGUCCUGUACGACGAGAGCUCCGCGGACUGGCAGGACAGCGGCUUCCCGGCCACGGUGUUGUUUCUGCUUCUUAACAAACUGCGAGAGGACGGCUGUAAAGCGUACUUUCUGGAAGGUGGUUUUGUGAAGUUCCACACAGAGUACCCAGAACACUGCGAGACCCUCCUGGACAGCUCCUGUCCGAGCUCCUCUCCCCCGAUGCCUGUCCUGGGCUUUGGAGGUCUCCGGAUCAGCUCGGACUGUUCAGACGGCGAGUCCGAUCGGGAGCCCAGCAGUGCAACGGAACCAGAGGAGAGCCCCGUCCCCAGCAAUCAGCCAGACUUUCCCGUCCAAAUCCUACCCUACCUCUACCUGGGCUGUGCCAAAGACUCCAGCAACCUAGACGUGCUGGGCCAGUACAACAUCACCUACAUCCUGAACGUCACGCCUAAUCUGCCCAAUGUGUUUGAGCACAAGAGCCACUUCAGAUACAAGAAGAUCCCUAUUUCAGACCACUGGAGUCAGAACCUGUCCCAGUUCUUUCCAGAAGCUAUCUCAUUUAUUGAUGAGGCUCGAUCAAAGCGGUGUGGCAUCCUGGUCCAUUGCCUGGCCGGCAUCAGCCGCUCAGUCACAGUCACUGUGGCCUACCUGAUGCAGAGGCUCAACCUCUCUCUAAACGAUGCGUACGACUUUGUGAAGAGGAAGAAGUCCAACAUCUCACCUAACUUCAACUUCAUGGGUCAGCUGUUAGACUUUGAGAGGACACUGGGGCGGCACACGCCCUGUGAUAACCGCUCUACUAGCGAGGAGCAGCUCUUCUUCACCACACCAACCAAUCACAAUGUCUUUCAGCUGGAGUCGACAUAAGGAGCGAUAACAGUUUUUUUAUGAUGUUGUUUCCUGUGGUGGUUUUCUAAGCUCGUCAGAUGCCUGAUUUGCUGACACAAGCAGUAACAGUGACAGUGUUCAACUUCACAACGAGCUGCAUUGAUCUGUUAGAGCAACAGAAUCCAUAUGCACAGAAAUGCAAAAGCUCUUGUCUCAAUGCCUUAAAAUGCCUAAUCUAACAAUAGAACCAAUCUAACUUUCACAACACACUGUAUUAAUGAAUGGCCAUAUACAGUCAUAAUUGAUGGACUCUUCACAAUAUUUCCUUUUCAGUCUUUAAUUGUUUUUGGACUGUUGUUUGUUGUACUUAUUUGGUUCAGUAAUGAAUAGGCAUGGGCUGGUAUGAGGUUUUCCCAGUGUCAUAACUUUGAGUAUAAUUAAUCAUGGUUAAAUUUAAAUAAAAAAUGUAUAACAAGAGCUAAUUCUUUUUAUUUAACACAGGGAAGCGAAAACUCCCACUGCGGCCAAAAUAAUAUUACAUAUUCUAAAAAAAUGUAUUAUUUACAGUAUGUAGCAUCUAAAUUUGAAUAAUAUUGCUUAUUAGUUAAAUUGAAAUUAAAUUUUUGUAUAAAAUAUUAACAUAAACAGUUACAAUAUCAAUAGUAUUACAAAAGUAUUACCUAAAGUGUGUUUUAUUGUCUGUAUGUUCCACAAAUCAUGAAACAACAUGAUUCUGUAGAGCACCACCUUGGAUCUAUGAUGGCUUUAUUCUGUUGCUAAAGUUUUAGUAUGACAGAAAAUUUAAAUUUGUUUUUUAUUGAAAACUGCAAAUGUUUAAAACCGUGGUACAGUUUGAUAUCAGCCCAUGCCUAGUUAUGAACAAUGCCUUUAUAGUCUAAAGCAAAUCUGUAGCCAAUCCAAAUGUUUCCUGGGGUCCAUUACAGCACGUGUUGUUAUUCUAGCUGAGGGAAAUAAGCUACUAUUUGUUCAAAUCAAAGUUCAUUUGGCUACCUAUAAUUUAAACAGUUUAAAUGUAACUUUGCUGAAGCCAUGAAAUUGAUUUUUACAUAAGAUUAUCUUCCAUCAUUGCCCGUUUGUCCUGAGGGCUUUGGCCAUUCUUUAAUAUGAAACUUAACAGUUAGUUGCCAUGUUGAGGUAUAAUGUUAAAGACUGGCUUUUCCCACAGUUAAAAAAGAGCAGCUAUGUAAGUAAUAAGGGUACAAAUAACUGGAAACCCGCCUUAUUUUGGGUUUUUCUUGAACACUUUUCAGCCUGCAGCCACUUUUUGUUACAGGGGUCCCCAAGUGUAAAUAGCUUUUCUCUCUUUUCGCCAGUCUUGUAUUUGAACAGGUGAAUGAAUUUAAAGUGCGAAAGGAAUCGAGAGGAAGCAAGCUUGACUGGAGCAUUCUUACCUCAACAAAGAGACAUUUUUCAGGGAUUUUUGUACAAGUCCGUUGCGUGUCAUCUUGGCCUCUUAAAACGCACCCAAGGGCUGUUUUGUUUUUGUAUGUUUGUAACGAUGUACAUAAAACAUGGUUGUUACGGGGAACAUGUUCUGUAAAUCAUGAAGGAUGUGGAAGUGACCCUGUUGGAAUCCUUAUGUUUAGCAUAUAUUAAGCAAAAAGGCAUUCUGUACUGGUUUUUACAACAAAUAUAUUGUUUAUUUUUACUUGAAAA